AUGGCGACGAAGGGAGUCCGACAGCGAAACAGACGAGGUAGCAAACAAGAUACAAAUAACGUGAACACGUCCACUGUCGGUGAUAAUAGGGUGUCGAAGGAAGAAAAGGGGACUGACGAGAGUAAAUGUGCGGACACGCGAAACGAUGUGUUCCCAGAUAAGCAUAUUCCCCACUACACCCGACCCCUCUUCCACAGGACAUCCAGUAAAGCGGGGCAGGUAUGGGCUCCGGAGGGCUCCACGGCAUUCAAGUGUCUAGUAUCAGCGCGAUUCUGCGCAGCGUUGCUCAGCAACAUCUCUGACUGUGAUGAGACCUUCAAUUACUGGGAGCCAACCCACUACCUGCUCUAUGGAAAGGGGAUGCAGACAUGGGAGUAUUCUCCAGCCUACGCUAUUCGCUCCUACGCAUAUCUGUGGCUUCAUGCACUUCCAGCCUGCUUUCAUGCCAAAAUACUGCAGACCAAUAAGGUCCUUGUGUUUUAUUUCCUGCGCUGUGUGUUAGCUUUCACCUGCUGCGUAUGUGAACUAUACUUCUACAAGGCCGUGUGUAAGAAGUUUGGCUUGCAUGUAGGUCGUCUCAUGCUUGCGUUCCUGGUACUAAGUGCAGGCAUGUUCUGCUCCUCUGCAGCAUUCCUUCCAAGCACUUUCUGCAUGUAUAGCACGGUCGUGGCCAUGACAGGCUGGUUCCAGGGUAGUCCCAGCCUGGCUAUACUGGGAAUAGCAGCUGGUGCUAUUGUAGGCUGGCCCUUCAGUGCUCUGCUUGGUAUACCCAUUGCCUUUGACCUGCUUCUGAUGAAAAGAAAAUGGAAAAGUUUUGUCACAUGGACCCUGGUGGCUCUCCUGCUUUUUCUGGUUCCUGUGAUGAUGGUAGACAGUUAUUACUAUGGCAAGCUGGUGAUUGCUCCUCUGAAUAUAAUCCUGUACAAUGUGUUCACCCCUCAUGGGCCUGAUCUUUAUGGUACAGAGCCGUGGCAUUUCUACUUUGUGAAUGGCUUUCUGAAUUUUAACGUAGUCUUCGUCCUGGCUCUGCUUUCUCUGCCUCUCACUGCUCUAAUGGAGGCCCUGCUCCAAAGAUUCAACGUCCAGAACCUGGGCCGUCCCUAUUGGCUGACGCUGUCGCCCAUGUACCUGUGGAUGCUGGUCUUUUUCACCCGCCCACACAAAGAGGAGCGCUUCCUGUUUCCCAUCUAUCCUCUCAUCUGUCUUUGUGGAGCUGUGGCUCUCUCGUCACUACAGAAGUGCUACCACUUCAUGUUCCAGCGAUACCGUUUAGAACACUACACCAUCUCCUCGAACUGGCUCGCCCUGGGCACUGUCGUCCUGUUCGCCGUGCUUUCGCUCUCCCGCUCUGUGGCUCUUUUCAGAGGUUACCAUGCUCCCUUGGAUCUGUAUCCUGAGUUCCUCCGUAUUGCUAAAGACCCCACCAUUCACACAGUGCCAGAGGGGAGACCGGUCAGCGUGUGUGUGGGCAAAGAGUGGCAUCGUUUUCCCAGCAGCUUCCUACUGCCCAAAAACUGGCAGCUGCAAUUCAUCCAGUCGGAGUUCCGGGGUCAGCUGCCCAAGCCGUUCUCAGCGGGGCAAGACGCCACACGGAUAAUCCCCUCGGACAUGAACGACCAGAACCUGGAGGAGCCGUCUCGAUACGUGGAUCUUAAACACUGUCAUUAUCUUGUGGACCUGGCCACAGAAACAGAGGCCCCUAGAGAGCCACGCUACGCCGCUAAUAAAGAGGAGUGGAGUGUCAUUGCAUACAAGCCUUUCCUAGAUGCCAGCAGGUCCUCUCGACUCUUCAGGGCCUUCUUCAUACCUUUUCUGUCAGAGCAGCACACUACCUACAGCAAUUAUGUCAUCCUCAAACCACGGCGACCCAAACACGGCAGGAGGCGAACGCAACCCUGACACACCCCCCGCCCCCACCUUUCAUUCCCCCCUUUCUCCUCCUCUCUCGCCCAUUUCACCCUUACGUGAUGUCGUCAUGCGUGUUUCCGUGUGAGAGUAUGUAUGUGUGUAAUAGCAUCUAAGUGUGUGUGUGUGUGUGUGUGUGGGUGAAAAUGUGGUGUAUAUUUUACACCAGUGGUGGUGAACAUGGUCGUUAAGUGAAGUUGUUUGGUGUCUCAUCAUUGACAGAGGGAAACAAGGACAGGCCUAACAUGGAGCAUUUGAUGGAGGAGUCACCUGAUCAAUGCUCCCAGUUCUUUCUUUCUUUUUACACAUUCUCCUAACUCUCAUUCUUCUCAUACCAUCCUUAAAAAUCCCAGCCGUUUGCUUUGCUCGUCCGUACCUCUGUGACAGAAGAGUUCCGUUCAACCAACCCUUUAAGGACUAAAGUCCCUUAUUUUGUGAUGUCUUGUGUGUAAACUGUCCUUCUUUGAACCUGACACCGGGCUGAAACAAAGCCAGGACCCGAACUCGAAUGGCCCCUUGCGGGCCUUUCACAGGUCUCUGUUUGUGUUUCAUUCAUAGCCUGUUAAUUGUCUGCCCACUGUGGAGUCAACACAGACUUCCAUUCAUCUGUCCUGUGCGAAAGUUCUGGUAACUGUUUUAUUUUGCACUCUCUGAGUUUGUAUCUGAUGGAUUUUUUUGAACACGUAGACCGAGAGGUGACGUGGUAUACCGAUCGAGUGUUUCUUACGUACGGAUCGCGAUGCUCAUAUCGUUCUGGGGAGAUCGUACCAGUGUUAACAGUGUGAUGGAUUCGAAUAAUAAAAGGUCUUGACGAGUUUACGAUCCAACCACCCGUGAACCUGGAACAUUCCUUUAAUGUCAUUUGAGUGAAGAACAUGUGGAUGUAAGGUCUUCACUGAAGCAGAGAUGACACGUGAUAGUUUGUAUACGCAAACCAUCCGGUCUGAUACUGCCUGGUGCCUCAGCGUUCAGUCUACUCAGAACAGCUUCAUACAUCAACAACACCUGUGCUCUUGGUUUGGUCUCAGUGGUGUUCCUAUUGUUCCGGUUUGGUUAGACCUGUGCGAACAUCAAGUGUGAGUGUAUGUAUACAUGUGUGAGUAGGUUUGUGUGUGUGUGUGGUUAGGGGAGAUGGCUCAAGGGAUUAUUAAGAUGUCUGCAUUGACGACAAGUUAAGCUGCGACACACUACAGGGAACUCUGAUCCUUUUUAAAUCCUGGCAUUGACGCUAGAACCUAUGACGCAGAAACCCCUUUGAAACAUAGAUGAGCAUUUUUUUUUUCUCCAGGGCUCACUGCACUAUUUGUUUAUUAUUGAAAUCUUAAUCUGACAUGAAAGAGAGCAGAAAACCACUGGCCAAAUUUGCUCACUGCUAUACAGCAUAUUUUUUGGGACACAAAAGACAACAAGAACGCAAAUGUUAUCUGUAAUUUCUAAAUAAAGGA
Molecule: messenger RNA, 3350 nt
Organism: Chanos chanos (milkfish)
Lineage: Eukaryota; Metazoa; Chordata; Actinopteri; Gonorynchiformes; Chanidae
Gene: alg9
Product: ALG9 alpha-1,2-mannosyltransferase
Exons: 15
Coding region: 1-1899 (632 amino acids)
Biological process (GO): protein N-linked glycosylation
Cellular component (GO): endoplasmic reticulum membrane
Molecular function (GO): alpha-1,2-mannosyltransferase activity
Source: RefSeq, a predicted model, not a curated record